CAUAGAGGCGCACAACUCAGACAAAUGCUUGAUUGCAACUUCAUCUUAGUGACAGGAAUUAAUUAAGCAUCAUCAUUAAUUUAAAUGACUUAAGAUCUGAUCUAGAUAAACAGAUUUAUUCAGUAACAGCAAGGAAUUUUCUCAGUUGAUCUCCUGUAUUAUUUCUUGGAUUUCCUCUCUAACUCUGAGGAUUGGGAGCUUAUAACUGAGGAUGGCUCGGAUCUUCUGGAUGAUGGGUUUCGUUCUGCUCACUCAGGGGUUCUUAUAUGUCCUUGGAGAAACUGGAGUUGGCUGCAAGAAAUGGCGUUCAACUGAUGAAGGUGUUUGCUGCGAUGAAUGCCAUCCUGGGAAUCGUGUGGUGAAAAGAUGUGGCCCAAAUCCAACAGAACUCUGCACUCCAUGUGAAAGGGACCAUUAUACUCUAAAGACUUUGUCCAGCGAAUGUAGCAUUUGCUCUCAGUGUGUUGGUGCUCUUGUCCAAUUGAAAGCGUGCACCCGUACAAGCAACACGCAGUGUGGGUGUCCAAAAGGGCUGCUCUGUGGAGACAACCCCUGUACCUUCUGUGUGGACGAGUGCUCCAAAGGCUUUGAACCUAACAAAUAUCGUUCUUGCACUCCUUGCCCUAAUGGGACCUUUAAUGACAAAAUUCAUCAAAAGUGUAAACUUUUGAGUACCAGCUGCAAAGAUCCAAACCAUGUUAUGGUUUUCAAAGGAAAUGCUUCUUCUGACAUUAUAUGCAAACCACCUUCAACUACAACAUCUACAAAAACUCCACCUCUAAACAAAUCCAGGAGACCUGUAGAGACAACAGAACAGGGAUGGCCAACAGUGUUAUUUGUGAUCAUCGGAGCGUUUAUGAUGUGCCUCAUCAUCUUUAUCACCCUUGCAUCUUUCCUAAUUCAUCACAAAGGCAAAAAGGAAAAGAAACAAAGAACUCUCUCGAAAACCCCUAUAAUUGGGACUCCUACAGAUGAUCCAAGGACACUGAUUGCCAUUGAGUGCAGUUUUCAUGAAGCUCAACAGGAACAGGGAAACAGCACAGAAUCAUUAAUCUCCAAGGACUCUGGAGGUACUGUGUAAAUGGAAUCGAACAAGACGGAACAUGACAUCGGCAGCUGAGGAAAACAGAUUUGUCCAAAAGAUGGGAUUCUGCGUUUUACUGAGCCAUGAGCUUAAAGAGGCUUUGUUCUUGCAUCAAUGUCCCUGGUUCCUAAUGCAGGAACUGUGAUGCCCCUCUACUGUUUGCUUAAUAGUAAUCCUUUGAUGUCUCUGUACACAUAAACAGGAGGAAGGGGAAUUCUGUGAUGGUGGAAAUAACCAAGUGGACUUCAUUGACUUUGUUCAUCAUGUAAAUGACAGCAGCCUCUCUGUUCUUCCCCCAAAUUACCAACUAAGCAGAGUUCACAUGUUUUAAAAGGUCAUAUAUGUUCAGUAUGAAACACUUACAGUAUUAGUAUACUUAGUAAUAAGUAGGAAUUGUACAUUUACUGAAGCAAGUUACUGUAUUAAUUAUUAUUUUAGUGGGAAAGAGAGUUAACAUGUUCUAGAGUGUUGUUCACAUUGAAAGUACAGUGCAAGUGGGUUUUUCAGCUUUUAGUCAUUUGUCAUUUCAAGCCCACAUACGCCUCCUGGUGCAAGCGCUAGCCUUUACCUUCGUUCCAACGAUCAACCUAGUAGUCUUUUUAAAGUUUUCUUUUUUUUUUUUUUUUAGCUGAGUGUGUUGAGCAAAUUGUGUGGUUAUUUAUAGUGUGAGUACAUAAAUGAGGCCAAGCAAGAGAAGCGCUGCUUUCGGUUAGUAUUUAAAUAUCUUCUAUAAAAAGACAAGACUAUUUUCUACAGCAGCCUGACAACGAAAGGAACAUUUCUUGUUUUAGGUCAGUCAGGGUUUUUAAUGUGUUAUAUAUGUUAAUGAGAAAAUGUGUUCUUUUAUGUGGCACCAAGAUUCUAUUUAAAGUCAGAAGAAUUGUUUUAAACAGUCAAGGGAAAUCCAGAUAAUGACGGCAGGGCUCUGUCGGUUUCUAAUAGGUUGACUCUAAACAUUUCAGGUGAAUGGAGGUAUACUUGUGAAUGCCCUGUGAAGGAUACCUCAUACAGUAAUUUAUUAUGGAAAAAAAAAAUCCAAGUUAUCAGGCAGAGAAUAAUGAAACUUCAAUAUCAAAAGAAAUCAGACAGACUUCAAACUUUUGGAGCAAAUGUGCCUUUUAAGAGGACAGAGGACCAAAGUAAUCCUGUAAUUACCUACAAAGUAGCUUAUAUACAAGAAAUCGGGAAAUCCCAAGACCAUGAUCUUAGACCCUUAAUUGAGGUGUGAAGAGAACCUAGAAUGUGUGAAUGUGAGCAGGAUGAUCUGCAAUCCUCACUGUUUUAGACUUUGGAAAGAUGAUCGAAAUGUUUGACCCAAGACAAAGUUUUAAAGCCACCUCUGCCAAGUAUUAAGGAAAUAUAUGUAUGCUGCAAAGUAAAACUAAAUAUUUUUCUUACCGUCUGGCCUUAAAUUUGAAAUUUAAGGUCAGACGGUAAGAAAAAUAUGUUUUUUUAAAACAAUAUCUGGUUUCAUCAGUACAACUUGAAGAUAUUGUGUUUUUAAUAUAACUCUGAAGGGUUCAAAUAACUAACUGUGAAAGUACUAUUGUAGCUUGGUUUUAUAAGCAAUUGGGCAGCUUUGCAUGUGAUAUUGAUGAAAUCUUGAUGGAUUUCCCUGCUGCCUAAUGGGUCAAGAACAAAAAACAAAAAAGGCCUAGAAAAGGGUUUUCCCCAGUGUUGGUAUUUUUAUUGGUAAACCAGCAGGGAUUUACUUAGUUGUAAGAGAGGAAUUAAAUAAGCAGAUGUUCAAAGAGGUGCUUUUAAGAAAGCUGAGUCAUGCCUCUUGCACAACUCUAAACGCCACAGGGCUACAGAGAAACCUUUAAUAGCGUGUUUUCUGUGAAACGUAUUUGUGCAACAGUUCAGUGGCCUAUUGAGAUAAGACUAGCCGGAUGUAUUAUUUUUGUUGAUGAACUGUAGCAGGCGUAUUUCUUUACAAAAUGGAACAAGUAAGAAGUAUACAGUGUGGGCUUAUGGUGGAAAAGAUUAGCCCACAUCUAUUGUGAUUUAUCAUACAAGCAUGUGGACAAUGAGUCACAGCUCACAGGUGUCAUCCUGAAAGCAGCUAACAAAAGCAUGACUGUAGCACUUUAUUUUGUCUACCAUCUGCUACCUGAAGCAAAUGACACACUUGUUUGAAGAAACUUUUAAUGUAAAUGUAUUUUGUUUCUGAACUGUGUUCAAAGUUUUACAUUUUAAUUUCAUACAUGUUUUAAACAGCUAAUAAAUAUAUUUUUUAAUUGUUGUGCUUUUAUACAGGACAGCUACAAAAAGGCUACACUCCAGCAAAGCGGUGGCAUUUGACAUAUGUAAGAAAAA
This is a messenger RNA of Cyprinodon variegatus (sheepshead minnow), 3403 nucleotides long. It is a transcript of the gene tnfrsf9a, whose product is annotated as tumor necrosis factor receptor superfamily member 9-like. NCBI's taxonomy places the organism in Eukaryota, Metazoa, Chordata, Actinopteri, Cyprinodontiformes, Cyprinodontidae. Gene Ontology annotation, biological process: regulation of cell population proliferation. Gene Ontology annotation, molecular function: cytokine binding; signaling receptor activity. The record is from RefSeq and is a predicted model, not a curated record. Gene Ontology annotation, cellular component: external side of plasma membrane. The transcript has 7 exons. The coding region runs from base 212 to 1081 and encodes 289 amino acids.